UUUUAAUUGAGGUGUAAUUAAUAUUUAUUAAUAUUUAAUAAUACUAAUAGGUAAACUUUGGUUUUGAUGAUGUACCUACAUUACGACGAUUACCUAUGGAUUUGUAAUAAAAAUUCAAAAUAAUCACUCGGAUAGUUGGAUGAUGUAAUAAUUCGAUAUUGAUACUUAUUCGAAUACCGAAUGUUGUGUACGUUGACAGGUUUUGGAGAACAUCAUAAUGAAAUAAUGAUUUUCCAUUGAUAUAUUUUGCAACUAUUCACAUUUUGACUUUCAAUUAUGGCUUCAAAGCUUACUCCAAAAGUCAAAAAAGAAGCGAAGAAACUGAAAUUGAAAAAAAACGAAAAAAAUGAUACAAUCAUCCAUGAAAAAGACUGGUUUAUGCGUUUUGACGCACCUUUGAAAAUUAUUUUGACUGCAAGAUUUUUUGCUGCGUUUCUUGUUCACAUUUCAGACUGUGAUGAAACAUUUAACUACUGGGAACCGACUCAUUAUUUUGUUUUCAACAGUGGUUUUCAAACCUGGGAAUAUGCGCCUCCUUAUGCACUUCGAUCAUAUUUAUACAUACUUAUCCAUGCAGUACCCGUAUACCUUUACAAAGCCUUGUUUAACACUAGAAAAAUCAUGUUGUUUUACCUAAUACGUUGUGUACUUGCCUUAUUGAGUUCUCUUUGUGAACUAUACUUUUACAAAGCUAUAUCAAAAAAAAUUUCAUCCACUGUUAGCAAUUAUUAUUUAUUCAUAACAGUUUUUAGUCCUGGAAUGUUCAUAGCUUCUACUGCAUAUUUGCCUUCAAGCUUUUCUAUGUACAUGACUUUCUUAAUUAUUGGCGCUUGGUUAAACAAAAAUUAUGAAUUUGCAAUUUUUACAACUGCACUAUCAACAUUUUUAAGUUGGCCAUUUUCAUGUUUAAUUGGAUUACCACUUGCAUGUGAUAUCAUUUUUAAAAACAAAAAGUAUAUGUUAUUCAUUAAAUGGUGUUUUAUAUCAUUAGGGUCAAUUUUAGUUUAUCAAGUUGCUACUGAUUCAUAUUUUUAUGGCAAGUUUGUAAUAGCUCCUUUUAAUAUUGUUUUUUAUAAUCUAUUCACGAGUCAUGGUCCUGAUUUAUAUGGUACAGAACAUUGGAGUUUUUAUGUACUUAAUGGUGUUCUUAAUUUCAACGUUGUAUUUAUACUAUCGCUGAUGGCUCCUAUUGCUAUUGUAUUGAGAAAGAUUCUUACAAAACUUGGGAUCAGAUUCUCUAAACAAAGCAAUAUUAAUAAUAAUUCAAUAUGGAUAUUAUAUUUAUCACCAUUAUAUUUAUGGAUUUUUGUAUUUAUAUUACAACCACAUAAGGAAGAAAGAUUUUUAUUUCCUGUUUAUCCAUUAAUACAAUUGGCAUCUUCUAUAUUAUUAGAAUAUAUUAAAGAUAUGAAUUUGCAUUCAAGUGUUAUUAACCGUUUUAGUUUUCUAAAGCUGUAUAACAAGUUGAUUGAUAAUGUUUAUAUACCUUUUCUCUUUGUAUUUUUAUUAAUGGGACUGUCACGAAGCAUUCUUUUAGUUAAAGCAUAUCAUGCACCUAUUGACACGUACACACAAUUGAGUAAUGAUUAUCUUACAUUGCCUGAAUCAGAUGUAAUAAAUGUUUGUGUUGGCAAAGAAUGGCAUAGAUAUCCUUCAUCAUUUUUUUUACCAAAUGAUAGAUGGAAAAUGCAUUUUAUUAGAUCAGAAUUUCGAGGACUUUUACCUGGUCGUUUUAGUCAGGAGUCUUUGUACAAAGUUGUUGAAAAUUACAAUGAUCAAAAUAAAGAAGAGUUAGAUAAAUAUAGCGAUAUUAGACUAUGUCAUUUCUUAAUAGAUCUGAACAACAAUCAAAGUUCAGAAUUGGAACCUAAUUAUUCUGAAAAUAAUUUACAAUGGACUAUUUGGAAAUCUAUACCAUUUCUAGAUAGCAAAAAAACACCAACUUUAUAUAGAACAUUUUACUUUCCAUUUUUCUGGGAAGAAAAUGUUAAGUUUUCAUCUUAUAAUCUCCUUAUGCGAAAUGAUUUUAAUAAAAUGAACACUAAGGCACACGCAGAAAAUGGUUCACCAAUAAACUAUGGUUUUUAGACAAGUGUCAAUGAUGUUAUUGCACAAUAAAAUUGUUAAAUUAUUUGUUCGAAGUCUUAGCAUUCAAGGUUUCAUGUGAUACAUACAAUGUUUAUUACUCCGUAUACCAACAUAGUUAUUGAUAAGUACACUGCCAAACAGCAUAUUAUAGGUUUUAGUUUCAUGUAUGUUAAGUUGCUGAAUCUUAGUAAUAUUGAUUUUGAUUUUUUUUUUUUUUUUUAAUACAUAUAAUAUAAAAAUUACUAUUAUUAGAAUAAAUUGAUAUAGUCCUAAAUUAUGAUAAACAAAUUUUAUUAUUUUAUCUUUAAGGAAAUGUCUCAUUCAAUUCAAAUUUGUUGUUUUUGUCUUACAAGUGCAUAACAUAACAAAUUUGUGCUCUGCAGUUCUCAUUUAGCUUUGUUAAGUUUUAUUAUUAUAUUGAAUGUUACUUUUAUUAGACCAUAAUAAUAAAACUUAAAUUAAAAGCUAAAUGAGAACUUCUGAGCAUAAAUUUAUUAUGUUACGCACUUGUAAGACAAAUAAAACAUACGGGUGAGACGUCGUUUUUAGUGCUAGUUUCUAUAAGCAGGAAACUAUAGUCAACUAUUUACCAAAUAUAUGUUUUCAAAUCAAAAAACACAUUACCAAACUCCUUUUUAUAUCUUUAUAUAGCUUAUAAUGUUUAUAUCUUUUUCAAAUUUAUGGUAAUAUAAAGAUAUAGAUUAA
Messenger RNA from Rhopalosiphum maidis (corn leaf aphid), 2793 nucleotides. RefSeq names its product alpha-1,2-mannosyltransferase ALG9 (gene Alg9). The record is from RefSeq and is a predicted model, not a curated record. The coding region runs from base 277 to 2088 and encodes 603 amino acids. Gene Ontology annotation, cellular component: endoplasmic reticulum membrane. Gene Ontology annotation, biological process: protein N-linked glycosylation. Gene Ontology annotation, molecular function: alpha-1,2-mannosyltransferase activity. The transcript is spliced from 15 exons. Lineage: Eukaryota; Metazoa; Arthropoda; Insecta; Hemiptera; Aphididae.